Cygnus olor (mute swan) is the source of this 4419-nucleotide messenger RNA. It is a transcript of the gene STC1, whose product is annotated as stanniocalcin 1. The transcript is spliced from 4 exons. The coding region runs from base 238 to 981 and encodes 247 amino acids. Gene Ontology annotation, biological process: intracellular calcium ion homeostasis. Gene Ontology annotation, cellular component: extracellular region. Gene Ontology annotation, molecular function: hormone activity. The record is from RefSeq and is a predicted model, not a curated record. NCBI's taxonomy places the organism in Eukaryota, Metazoa, Chordata, Aves, Anseriformes, Anatidae.
GCCCUCGGCGCUGCUCCUGGUCCCCAGCGAGCAGGAGCCGGAGGGGCCAGGCAGAGCGGGCGGUGGUCCCCAGGCGGGCGUACUCCUCUCGCUCUCCUUGGCAGCACAUCCAGCUCCGCGUCUUUGCUCAAGCCGAAGUGGAAGAGGAGACGCGCACGCACACACACACACACAUAUACCAAGAAAAAAAAAAAAAAAAAAGCCAAAAAACCACACUUAGCGGAAACUUGUCAGAGAAUGCUCCUAAAGUCUGGUUUGCUGCUGCUGCUGGUGAUCAGUGCGUCCGCAUCCUACGAAGCUGAGCAGAAUGACUCUGUGAGCCCCAGGAAACCCAGGGUUGCAGCCCAGAACUCAGCCGAGGUGGUUCGCUGCCUGAACAGUGCCCUCCAGGUGGGCUGCGGCGCCUUCGCCUGCCUGGAGAACUCCACGUGCGACACAGAUGGCAUGUACGACAUCUGCAAGUCCUUCCUGUACAGUGCUGCUAAAUUUGACACUCAGGGAAAAGCUUUUGUGAAAGAAAGCUUGAAAUGCAUCGCAAAUGGGGUCACGUCCAAGGUGUUCCUUGCCAUCCGGAGGUGCUCCACUUUCCAAAGAAUGAUCUCCGAAGUGCAAGAGGAGUGCUACAGCAAACUGGACAUGUGCGGCAUCGCAAAACGAAAUCCUGAAGCAAUCACGGAGGUCGUCCAGCUUCCAAAUCAGUUCUCAAACCGGUAUUACAACAAGCUGGUGAGAAGCUUACUGGAGUGCGACGAGGAGACUGUCAGCACCAUCAAGGACAGCUUGAUGGAGAAGAUCGGGCCCAACAUGGCAAGCCUCUUCCACCUGCUGCAGACGGACCACUGCGCCCAGGGCCACCCGCGCACGGACUUCGCCCGGAGACGCAUCACCGAGCCGCAGAAGCUAAAACUCUACUUCAGGAACCUCCGAGGUGAGGGGUCCAGCCCGGCCCAUGCGAAGCGCAGCUCUGCCGAAAGCGCGUAAUGCCGCGGGGAACGCGCACGGGUGUGUAAGGGAUGCUAAGCACUACCAAAGCUGAAGUCUCUCUUCUAGAGGAGUUAAUGCACCCCAAAACCAAGUGUACUGUAGCUAGUUUUAAUAACAACUAGGAACUGGUUUUAGAUUUAGUCAUUGAUAUUUUCUAUUCCUCUCGAACAAACUUUUGCAUGGGUCUGUGUUCAGUGUCUCAGCUUUCCCGCCGUCAAAACGUCUCCAUCUCUUUUCUUCCCCCCACAAAAAAAAAAGAUAUCCCAAACAAUCUUAGUCUUAAAUAGCACCAUAGAGUAGUCAGGCCUUCAGACGCCGAUCUCUAAAUGUACUGUAGCGCUAACACCGUUGAAGUCUGAAGCUUUGGCACCAAGGAGAAUAGCUGAUUCUCGCUUGUAGGAAGCUGGUAGGUGACAAUAGAUGCACUAACAACUAUUGCACAUCCUAAAGAUGUCAGUGGAAUUCGUGUUAUGAAUCUGUGCUGGCCAUGGACGAAUAUGAAUGUCAUAUUCCUGGUCUCUUAGUGUCAUGCAGUCCUAAUCCUUCCAAUCCAGCUCUGUUAACCUGUUGAUUAACCAAACUCGCUAGCUGUGGGUGAUUCUCAUUACCGGGACCUGGCACCUCAGUGCAAAAUGAGCUAAAACGCCCCCCCCCGACACACACCGAAUCAGGAAAGGAACAUUUUGUACUACGGAAAUGAUUAAAAGCGGUGCCAGUCUAUGGUUAAAGCUAGUCAGAAGGUUACAUAAUCUUGCAUUGUAUUUAAAAGCUAACAUCUAUGUACUGUAUUUAACUAUCUAAAGCUUUAAAAGAAAUCUAACAAAAACAAACCCUGUCUUAAGACAAGAGUAUUAAAGGUCUUGCUCUAACUGUGGUAUAAAUAGUUUUAAAAUCUGUCAUGUACUGUACAUAAAUUCCAUGAGAGUCUGCUUUAAAGGAGCAGAAUAUAAUAACUUUAUUGCAUAAACUUAGUUUUGUAAGUUAGCUAUUUUUCUUUCCUGGAAACAGUAUCUCUGUCAUAUUCAAGAGUUCACUUUCUACUCUGUGGCCUUUUUAUAAUGGAAGAGAGAAAAAGAUUAGAGCAGAAACAAUUAAGACAUGGCCAGGAACAAACCUCUCUUCUUAGGUGAAAUGAAAAAAAAAGCAAAAUGGAAAUAAAAAAAAAAAGAGUUCAGACUGGCCAGUCCUGUCUCCACAGAGCUGCUGUGAGACUGUAGCUGUAGCCAGGGCACGAGCGCUGCCGGAGAGCUGCUUGGGGAAGCAGGUGGCUGACGAUGCUGCUUUGGGAUCUCAGAGCUGCCACGGGGGAAAACAUCCCUUAGGAAGGGGAUUUGUGGGGAAAGGCAGGGAAAAAAUAAAUCCUUAAAUUCCCUUAAGCUUCAGCAGUUAAACAAUGUGCCUGCCUUUAAGAGGACACACGCAUUAAGGCUCUCGGCUCUGCCUUUCCUCCCAUCCAUCUCUUCUGCAGCCUCUGCGAACAUGACCGCCAGUCCCACAGCAGUAGCUGGGGGCCUCCCCCAAACGCCGCUCUCUGCACAGUAGCCUGGCCGGGCUUCGGCGAGCCAAAAAAAAGCCACAUUGUGGCACGAGAUCAACAAGGCCAGUUCCACGCUCCAAAUCUAUCCCGCUAGAGUCCGUCUGCGGAGUGGAUGACUCUUGCUCAACUAGUUAGAGAGCUAAUAAAGGAGGUAUCUAUUUUUCUUUUCAAAAUCUAAAGCAAUAUAACUUUUUUUUUUUUAAACCACAAAGCCUUUAAACAAUAACUUGCUGCUAAUAUAUUGAAACCAGAUGCAGUGGCAGCAUUUCUGAUAUUGCUGUCUUCAUUAAAUGUAGCCCAAAAGUGCUGUCAUAAAAUUGUAAGCAGCAAAAAAUGUUGCUGACGGUAGAGGGUUGGGGUUUUUUUUUGUUUUGUUUCGUUUUUGAAUACUCUGAAUCGUGCAGUCCAGGGCAAACAAGAUGCAAUAUUGCUCGCUCUUAAAUCACAGUCAGGUAUAUAGAAUCCAACGCGGUAAAGUUUUGCAAGGUGAAAACCAAAGGCCCCUUGAAUAUCCUGACCCUGAAGGUUUGAUUUUGCUUAGGAACCAAUCCCAGAGCCGUGCACGUGCUGCUCUGCGCCCUGCGGCAUCGCGCCUUGUGCGGCGCCUGUGGGAGAGGGGGGUUACAAAUUCGGGAAUUCUGCUGGGUGUUGUGCAUCAUCUGCAUUUGGCUAUUUGGGAAGAUAGUCACAAAAAGGUCUUUAUGUGGCUCAAGUGCCCAAGCAGCCACCUGGAUGGCUCUGGGCUGUGCAAAGCAGCUCCCGUUUCGGGUGCCACACGUCCCCGUGGGCUCGCACCAGCAGGGCGCACCGUGGACUUGUAGCAGCCCCGAAUUCCCACAGAGGUGCUCCUAUUAGCACGUGGCUUCCCCAUUGCUUUGUGCAUCAUUGCUGUGAAAACCCACAGAAGCUUUACAAAGUUGAGUUGAGGCUGGGGAGAAGAGCCCACACCCUAAUUUUUUGAGUUCUCAUAUUUUAUUUUAUUUUUUCAGUAGGAAUUUAAGCUUGUUUUCCCCUUAGCAUGGGUAGGAAGAUGACAGAAAAUAACUCCCCUGGUUCAAUUCGCUCUGCUAGCACAGGUAAAAGUCCUCUGUGCAAAGCAAAUGUUGCCUUCCUGCACUGGUGCAGCUCCUGGGGACUCCCAGAUGCCCGGUGUCGGAGAGAGCCCACAAGAUUUUUGAGCUGCUUAAGGCAUCCCUGUGGUCCCUAGGCUAAAUUAGGAAGGGAGCUGCAAGCACAGAACCAUAAAAUCAGAGGGCCUGGGGUUCACCUUGCUGAACUUUCGCCUUGUAGCCUAAGCUGGUCAUUUAAAGCUCUCCCUUAGCAGUGGAAGGGGGAUGUGGAGGUGGGGGAGGCGCUUCCCAUCACCUGGGAAGGAUGCCUCGAAUUAGGGGAGAGAUCCCCCUGGAGAUGGGGAAUCAUUCUCAAUAUUAAGUCCAGCUAUUUCACACUUUAUUUAAUCUCUAAUGCUUUAUUUUUUUAAUCUUGCGUUCACUGCAGAAAUGAUUUCUCUCGGGGGCGGGGAGGGGCUUAUCUAGAAAUGUUUGCAUGAUUCUCAUUGUGAUUUGUUUGCACUUUAGAUGUUUUGUGCCAUUAUAAAUUUGCAUUAUGUAUUUAUAAUUUAAAGAUACUUAGAAGGGGGAGAGAGUUGUUUGUUUUGUUUUGUUUUUUUUUGCUGAGUACUGGAAUAAACAGUGAGCAUAUCUGGUAUAUGUCAUUAUUUAUUGUUUAAAUUACAUUUUUAAAGCUCAGUGUGUUCAUAUAAAGGUUAUUUGAAACAUAUCAUAGUAAUGAGAAAGAUGCAAGUUAUUUUCUUUGCUUAUUUUUAUAAUUAAAGAUGCAUAACAUAAUGAGGCCUAUGUUGGAUUUUCUUCUGCAAUGAAAUAAAAUGUCAAAUUUAA